Messenger RNA from Otolemur garnettii (small-eared galago), 2549 nucleotides. RefSeq names its product solute carrier family 22 member 24-like. The record is from RefSeq and is a predicted model, not a curated record. Lineage: Eukaryota; Metazoa; Chordata; Mammalia; Primates; Galagidae. Gene Ontology annotation, biological process: transmembrane transport. The coding region runs from base 127 to 1785 and encodes 552 amino acids. The transcript has 10 exons. Gene Ontology annotation, molecular function: transmembrane transporter activity.
GUUUGCUUUUAAGUAUGAAUCAACACAGGAUUAGUAUGCGUUUAGUAGAAGGAAACAUUUUCUCCUUGUGAACUGAUCUCCAUAAGGUCACUGUGCUGACUCUUGGGGAUCACCUGUUCAGUUUCGAUGGCCUUUGAGGCACUGCUGGAUCAAGUUGGAAGCCUGGGGAGAUUCCAGAUCCUUCAGCUGGCAUUCUGUUGCAUCAUCAGCAUCCUACUGUACCCUCAUGUUCUGCUGGAGAACUUCACUGCAGCCAUCCCUGGUCAUCGCUGCUGGGUUGACAUCCUCGACAAUGACACUGUUUCUGACAAUGACACUGGGACCCUCAGCCAAGAUGCCCUUCUGAGAAUCUCCAUCCCGCUGGACUCCAACCUGAGGCCACAGAAGUGUCGUCGUUUCAUCUAUCCCCAGUGGCAGCUCCUUUACCCAAAUGGAAGCUUCUCAAAUAUGAGUGAGCCAGACACAGAGCCGUGUGUGGACAGCUGGGUGUAUGAUCGAAGCUUCUUCUCCUCCACCAUUGUGACUGACUGGGAUCUAGUAUGUGAAUAUGAGUCACAAAAAUCAGUGGUUCAAUCUCUAUUUAUGGCUGGAACCAUUGUGGGAAGUUUGAUAUAUGGCUAUCUUUCAGACAGGUUUGGACGGAAGAUCAUGUGCAGAUUGUCUCUCCUGCAGCUGGCCAUCUCUGACACCUGUGUAGCCUUUGCCCCCACCUUUCUCAUUUACUGCUUACUACGCUUUUUGGCAGGGUUCUGUGUUGUGAAUAUUACAGUAAACCUCUUUAGUAUGGUGUUAGAGUGGAUAAGUCCCCAGGCACAAUCUAUGGCUGUAAUGCUGCUAUUGAGUUCCCUUAGUAUUGGGCAGAUGUUCCUAGGAGGAAUGGCUUUUGCCAUUCGAGAUUGGCGCACACUGCAACUGACCAUGUCUAUACCCAUGUUUGUCUUGUUCUUGUUCUCCAGGUGGAUGGUGGAGUCUGCUCGCUGGCUGAUUAUCAACAAUCGGAUAGAUGAGGGCUUAAAGGAACUUAGAAGAGUCGCAUCCAUAAAUGGACAAAAGAAUACUGAAGAGAUCUUGACCAUUGAGUUUCUGAGAUCCACCAUGCAGAAGGAUUUGGAUAGAGCCCAGAUCAAAGCAUCAAUUUGGUCCUUGUUCCGUGCACCAAAACUGCGAAUGAGACUCAUCUGCCUGUCUUUUGUAAUGUUGGCAAGCAAUCUACCUUUCUUUGGCCUGAUACUCAACUUGCAGCACUUGGGGAGGAAUGUCUACCUGUUUCAAGUUCUCUUCGGAGCUGUCACAUUCAUAGGUAGAUUUUUUGCCGUUUGGAUACUGAAUAACGUGGGUCGUCGACCAAGCCAGAUGUUGUUCCUGUUCCCGGUAGGACUUUCCAUUUUGGUCAACACCUUUUUGGACCAAGAAAUGCAGACCCUGCGUGUGGCUUUAGCAACUUUGGGAACUGGUGCUCUUUCUGCUGCUAUUACCAGCACUACUGUCCAUCAGAAUGAGCUCAUCCCCACCAAAUGCAGGUCAAUAGUUGGAGGAUUUGUUUCAAUGUUCAGUAUGAGUGGAGCAGUACUGGCACCUCUGUUGAUGACCCUCGUGAGAUAUUCUCCCCACCUGCCCUGGAUUACCUAUGGAGUUUUCCCCAUUCUUGCUGGACUUGUUGUCCUUUGUCUCCCAGAAACCAGGAACCUGCCUCUUUCUAACACCAUCCAGGAUGUGGAAAAUGACAGAAAAAGAACAAGAAAAGUAAAGCAGGAAGAUACUUGCGUGAAUGUAACAAAAUUUUAAGGAGUUCCCAAGACUUGAUUCUGGGCAGAAAAAAACAAGUGAAAAAAAAUCAAGAUAAUUGAUAUAUACCUACUAACUACCCCAAUAUACAAUGGACAGAUGAAUGACAUUUACAGUGGUACCACUGAAUAUAUGAAUUGUCCAAAAUAAUUUGUACGUUUAAAUAAUUCUGGAAAAUACUUUUGUGAUGAAGUUGUGAACUUCCCAGUUCAUCUAGAUAUUAAUAAAAACCAAGAUGAUCUAUGAAAAAAGCAUCAUGGAAUGAUGAUGGGCCUGACUCAUAUAUGGCAAAGCAUAUGCUGGACUCUGUUAAAAAACUAGAAUCAUCUAAACAGUAACAGCCAAUGUAAACUCCAGACAUACCCAUUUCAGAAACACACCCAAGUAUUUUAUAAGCAGUUUGUUAUCAAAUUGUGGACACCAAGAAUCACUCAUAUAUUGGAAGAUUAUGUAAUUGAUAUUAUUACUUACCUCUUUGGAAAUAGAAUGAAAAAGUUUAUGAGAAUGGUUUCCUUUUAAUGGUAAAAUUAUGUAUUUUUUUCUUUGUACACAUUUGAAUCAUUUAAACAUAUUAUAAAUGUAAACUAUUAAAGGACAAUUAACAUGUCAAGUGAUUUCAACAUAUAUACAUAGAUGUGUGUGCAUGUUUAAUACUUAUCAUUCCAAUAAAAUUAUACUUCAAUACAAAAAUGGGCAAAGGGAUAAGAACAAGCGUGUUUCAAAGACCACACAAAUAAUAAAUAUGGAAGGAAAUGGAAAAAAAA